Messenger RNA from Panicum hallii, 3205 nucleotides. RefSeq names its product pentatricopeptide repeat-containing protein At2g13600-like. NCBI's taxonomy places the organism in Eukaryota, Viridiplantae, Streptophyta, Magnoliopsida, Poales, Poaceae. The record is from RefSeq and is a predicted model, not a curated record. The transcript has 3 exons. Gene Ontology annotation, molecular function: RNA binding; protein binding. The coding region runs from base 44 to 2056 and encodes 670 amino acids. Gene Ontology annotation, biological process: RNA modification.
CACCGGGCCGGGCUGCGCCACUCUGCCUCGCCUGCUCGCAUGCAUGCUCCGCAGAGCCGCGCCGCCAUCGCUCGCCUUCUCGAGACGGCGGCUGCCGCCCACCCAAGCACGCGGGCUCCAGCCAUGGCCGCCUUCCCGCGCCACAUCGGCCGCACCCGACCGAGGCGCCGGCGCGCGCGCCACAGAGCAGAACCAGGUCACGCUGCUCGCCCACAGCGCAGCAGCCGCCGCCCGCAGGCUGUUCGACGGAACGCCCGGCCAGUCCGCGGUCUCAUGGAACGCCGUUAUUGCGGGCCACGCCAGGCGCGGGAGCGUCCUCGACGCUCUGGACGCUGCCGCUCGGAUGCACUGCGCCGGGUUGUCGCUCACGGAAGCCACGUUCGCGUCGGUGCUGGGCGCCUGCGCCCGCGGGCGGCGGCUCAGCGCGGGGGCACAGGUUCACGGUCAGGUGAUCAAGUCCGGGUUCCAGAAUUUCCCCAUCGUAGGGGCGUCCCUCCUUGACUUCUACUCCUCGUGCUCCGACCUGCGCGCGACUCGCGCACUCUUUGAGUCCCUGCACCAGAAGAACGAGCUGCUGUGGAGCCCGAUGGUAGUUGCGUUCGUGAGGUUUGGCCUGCUGGGCGAGGCCCUGGACUUGCUGGAGCGUAUGCCAGCGCCUCGUGAUGUGUUCGCGUGGACAGCUGUCAUUUCAGGCUUCGCAAAGGGCACAACCAAGUGUUGCAUCAGGGCACUGGAUCUGUUUGUGAGGUUUCUGGCUGAUGAUGGUGUCAUUCCAAAUGAGUACACUUAUGACAGUGCUCUGAGGGCAUGUGUGAAGCUGCAAGAAUUGGAUUUUGGGCGAUCAGUUCAUGGAUGUCUGAUUCGAAGUGGGUUUCAGUCUGAGCAGUUAAUCACCAGUGCUCUUGUCGAUCUUUACUGCAGUUCUGAUGCUUUGGAUGAUGCACUGCUGGUUUACAAUGAUUUGGAAAUGCCUUCCUUGAUUACAUCCAAUACACUGAUUGCAGGGCUUAUAUCGAUGGGAAGGACAGAGGAUGCUAAGAUGGUUUUCUCACAGAUGCCAGAGCAUGACUCGGGUUCCUACAAUCUGAUGAUCAAGGUAUAUGCUAUUGAUGGAAGGCUUGAAGACUGCAGGAGGUUGUUUGAGAAGAUGCCUCGGAGAAACAUGGUGUCCUUGAACUCCAUGAUGUCAGUGUUGCUCCAGAAUGGGAGGCUGGAGGAGGGGUUAAAGUUAUUUGAACAGAUAAAGGAUGAGAGAGACACAAUAACAUGGAAUUCUAUGAUUUCGGGUUACAUUCAGAAUGAUCAACCUUCAGAAGCGUUGAAGCUAUUUGUGGUCAUGUGCCGGUUGUCUAUUGGAAGGAGCCCUUCUACAUUCUCUGCUCUGUUGCAUGCAUGUGCAGCAAUUGGAAUGCUUGAGCAAGGCAAAAUGGUACAUGCUUACCUCUGCAAGACUUCGUUCGAUUCCAAUGGUCAUGUUGGGACAGCUCUUACAGAUAUGUACUUUAAAUGUGGUUGUGUGAGUGAUGCACAGUCUGCAUUUGGUUACAUCACAUCAGCCAAUGUUGCUUCAUGGACAUCUCUUAUCAAUGGUCUUGCACAAAAUGGUCACUGGUUGGAGGCUCUUGUACAAUUUGGGAGGAUGCUAAGGCAUCAUGUCAAUCCCAAUGAAAUCACUUUUCUAGGGCUCCUUAUUGCUAGUGCUCGUGCUGGUUUGGUUAACAAGGGGAUGAAAAUCUUUCACUCCAUGGAAAACUAUGGACUAGUUCCAACCAUGGAGCAUUAUACUUGUGCUGUCGAUCUUCUUGGUCGAACUGGACGUACUAGAGAAGCAGAGAAGUUCAUCUGUGAGAUUCCUGUGGCAGCAGAUGGUGUAGUCUGGGGAGCCCUACUUACUGCUUGCUGGUAUUCGAUGGACCUGGAGAUGGGUGAGAAAGUUGCUCGGAGGUUGUUUUGCAUGGGCACAAAACAUAGGUCUGCUUAUGUCACGAUGUCCAAUAUAUAUGCUAAAUUGGAGAAAUGGGAAGAUGUUGUGAAGGUUGUUUUUGUGCCUUUGUGAUCACUAAUUGUUAUGGAUAGAUAAGCAUCUCUGUGCGAGAGGCUGAAAGUCAGGAAUUACCUUGAAUGCAUGCAGUUGAUCACACAGUCUGCUGUUGAUAUUCCUGAUUCAGGAAACUCUUAUGAAGCUGAAGGACCACAAAGGGUUGUUUUGAUACUACUUGAACAUCAAAGAAAGGGUAUAUCUAACUUCGUAAAACUUUGGGUAAUUUUUUUGCUCUUCUAGAAGUUUAAUCUAGAUUACCUGUUGCGUGAUGCUGGUUCAACACACUAGCUCAUAUAUUUUGUGUGUAUAUUAUUUUUCCUUGAACAGUUCGUUGGAGGAAAGUAUGUGUGUUUGUGUUUUCCAUGGCUUUGCAUUAGGUGAAUGCUUCUCCAAAAUAGUCACAAGAUUGUUAAACCAUUUUUUUCUCCUUGCCUAUAAACAGCACUGCAACUUCUGAAGUAAAAAUGAACAAGUUUGUUUCCAUUAUAAUCUCAGCUAUGUCAUGACUUCUACCGUUUUCCUUUUUUAUCAUCCAUUGCAUGGUGGUUAGGCUGUUUUUUUGUUUUUGUUUUUUUUGCGAGGAGGUUAGGCCGUAUUCAGUUGCAUAUUUGCAUGCUAGGUGCAUUCCGCAUUUGAUUGCCAAGGAGGAGCAACUUGAGUAAUAAUUGUAUGGUCAGAUCCCAGUUCACUGCGAAGAGUUCAUUUUGAGUGUUUGCCGAAUGGCUGCAAUGGACGGUGUAAAGAUCUUUGGGGUACCUAUAAUUGUUAGCAAGUGCGGUUAUCAAUCAAAAAAAUAAGCGAUGGUAUGGCGUGUAGCAAAGCUCUGCUGUUCCGGAAGUUCUCUGAACAUGAGCAAGUCACCUAUCAGCACUCAGCAUGUGUUUAAGAAGCCUUUCAGGAUUACAGCCUCAGAUAAAUUUGUUUUUAUUGGAUAUCUUCUCUUCAGCCUGUGAAAUUUGGGAACACUGUGGCACCUGUACAACCACUUGAGAUGCAAGUCAAUUCUACAACUGAACCUAAUCCUCGACAAUUACUGCUGAUGCGUUGUCAUAUGGCUUUAAUUUAAGUUUUGUUAUGAUGCUGAAUAUGGUACGGAAUUUUGCUGUGAUGAUAUGUACAGUAUGCGUGGUCCUCUUUAUUUCGAUCUGCAGGGUAUGAACGAAU